Molecule: messenger RNA, 1773 nt
Organism: Colletotrichum spaethianum
Lineage: Eukaryota; Fungi; Ascomycota; Sordariomycetes; Glomerellales; Glomerellaceae
Product: 5'-nucleotidase
Exons: 1
Coding region: 1-1773 (590 amino acids)
Biological process (GO): nucleotide catabolic process
Molecular function (GO): hydrolase activity, acting on ester bonds; metal ion binding; nucleotide binding
Source: RefSeq, a predicted model, not a curated record
AUGCGUCAGUCCCUUCCGACGCUGGCCCUCGCCCUCGCCAGCACCGCAUUCGCGGUCCCGGAGAAGGAGGAUGGCGAUCACCUGUACUCGUCGCGCUUCACCAAGCGCGGCAUCGACGCCGACGGAAACUUCAACGUCUCCUUCUUUCACGUCAACGACGUGCACGCCCACCUCGACGAGUUCUCCUCCUCGGGCACCGACUGCACGCGCCCGGAGCGCGGCUGCUACGGCGGCUAUGCUCGUAUCAAGCACACCGUGGACGAGCUGCGCCCGCAGUACAACGACUCGCUGUGGCUCAACGUUGGUGACGAGUUCCAGGGCACCCUAUUUUACUCUUUCUACAAGGGAGAGAAGAUUGCCGAAACCAUCAACCAGCUCGGCUUUGAUGCCAUGACGCUCGGCAACCACGAAUUUGACGGCGGCGACGACCAGCUCGGCGACUUUUUGCUGAACCUCACCUUCCCCGUCAUUUCGGCCAACAUCGUCUCGGACAACGAGAAACUCAACCAGACCAUCAAGCCUUACCACAUCUUUAACGACCAGCAGCUCGCCGUUAUUGGUGUCACAACCACGACCACCCCAGGCAUCUCGUCUCCCGGCGAGGGCACGAAGUUCCUCGACGUCGUGAGCACUGUGCAAUCUACGAUUGACCACAUCAAGUCCACCACCAACAUUACCCGCAUCGCCGCCAUCACCCACAUCGGCUACGAGGAGGACCAGAAGCUCGCCGAGCAGACCUCCGGCCUCUACCUCAUUAUGGGUGGCCAUUCCCACACUCUCCUCGGCGAUAUGGAGGACGCCGAGGGUCCCUACCCGACCAUCAAACAGAACAAGGACGGCGAUGACGUCUUCAUCGUGACUGCCUACCGAUGGGGUGAGUACGUCGGCUACAUCGACGUCACCUACGACGCUGAGGGCAAGAUUCUUGCCUACCACGGCGGACCCAUCCACCUCACCAACACCACCGAGCAGGACCCAGAACUGCAGGCGCAGAUUGAGUCGUGGCGCGGACCCUUCGAGGCCUUCGCUGCUGAGGUCGUUGGCGUCACCAACAUCGAGCUCGACCAGACUCUCUGCCAGCGCCAGGAGUGCAUUCUGGGCAACGUCAUGACCGAUGCCAUGUACGAGUACCGCCUCAACAACUCGGAGUCUACGGCGCCGGACUUCGCACUGAUCAACGCCGGCGGCAUCCGCGCCACCAUUGACGAAGGCAACAUCACCCGCGGCGAAGUCCUCACUUCGUUCCCGUUCGGCAACUCUAUCGUCGAGAUCACCUACAAGGGCUCUGACCUGCGCAAGGUCCUCGAAGGCGCCGUCAGCAAGGUCAACCAGUUCAACAACCUGCCCCUUACCUCAUUCUUCCAGGUGUCCAAGAACAUCGUUAUCGAGUACAACCCGGCCGGCAACAAUGGCUCCAAGUUGGUGUCUGUCGAGGUCGCUGGUGAAGCCCUGAAUGACGAGAAAGACUACCGCGUCGUCACCCUCGACUUCCUGGCUGGCGGCGGUGACAACAUCUUCGUAGCGACCUCCGACUUUGUCUCCCUCGACACCCAGGACGAGGUCCUUGUUCAGUAUGUCCAGGCCAAGAGCCCCAUUGACGCCAAGAUUGAGGGCCGUAUUGUCCAGAGCAACGGCACAGCUAGCACGCCCUCUGGCACUGCUACCGGCACCGGCGCCGCCCCGACCUCCACCUCAGGAGAGAGCGGUGCCAGCAUGGUUUCCAUGAGCAUGGGUGGCAUUGCUCUGAGCCUGUUCGCAAUCUGGGCGAUGUAG